This is a messenger RNA of Malania oleifera, 2786 nucleotides long. Its product is annotated as kinesin-like protein KIN-13B. Lineage: Eukaryota; Viridiplantae; Streptophyta; Magnoliopsida; Santalales; Ximeniaceae. The record is from RefSeq and is a predicted model, not a curated record. Gene Ontology annotation, biological process: microtubule-based movement. The transcript is spliced from 12 exons. Gene Ontology annotation, molecular function: microtubule motor activity; ATP binding; microtubule binding. Bases 318 to 2399 code for a protein of 693 amino acids.
CUCCCCUCACCCUCCUCGCACGUGCCUCCCCCUCCUCGCACCUGCCCUCUCUCUCUCUCUCCCCCAAAAAUUCAAACUCUCUCUCUCUCUCUCUCUCUCUCUCUCUCCUGUAUUUUAUACAUUAUCGAUGAAUUUAUGUCUUAAUCAGGGUGUUUAAAUCCUCUGUUCUAUUCAAACGUGCUGCUGUUCAAGAAAAGUUAAGAGCAAUCGGAGCCAUUCGACAGCAUCCUCCAUUGGAGCUUCCUUCUCCUCCUGUAGCUGUAAAUCUUCUCUUCUAAUUCAAGCAACCCUUCACCAGAUUUUUCAGAGAGGGAGAGAUGAACGCGGUGGGGAGGCAGGUGCAGAGAUCCACUGCAUCGGCAGUGCACCACCAGCGACAGUACUCCGACAACUUCUUGGACUCCUCAUCCAAUGGCAGAUGGCUUUCCAACUCCUCCCUUCCUUCUACCCAGGACUACGGGCAGUACGGCGGAGCUCAAGGAUCCAGAAUGCCGCAGAGGACUAACCAGAGGGGGGUUAAUGAGUUCUUCUCGGAGCCCUUGACGCCGACGGUGAAUUGGCGGCCGUCGAGCCAGAUGAAGAAUGGUGAGGAGGAGGGUGAGAUCAGUCCUGGACUCUUGGAUCUACACUCUUUCGACACUGAGCUGAUUCCCGAGAUACCACUUCCUGGCCUGCACGAUGGUCCUGCAUUUUAUAAUUCCAUUCGUGGCAGGAGCUUUGAUGACUCUGAGCAAUACCUUUCAACCAAUAAACAAACUGGCAAACCUCGUGGUUUACCUGAAAACAAUGUCCUGAAAAGUAUUGCUGUGGAUAAAGAGAAGGCCAGUUCUGUUGCAAAGAUCAAAGUUGUGGUGCGCAAGAGACCACUAAAUAAGAAGGAAUUAGCUAAGAAUGAGGAAGAUAUCGUAGAGACUGUCUCAAAUUCUCUAACAGUUCAUGAGACUAAACUAAAGGUUGACCUUACAGAAUAUGUGGAGAAGCAUGAAUUUUUUUUUGAUGCAGUGCUUAACGAGGAGGUUUCAAAUGAUGAGGUGUAUCGUGAGACUGUGGAGCCUAUAGUUCCAAUAAUUUUUCAACGCACCAAAGCAACCUGCUUUGCGUAUGGGCAAACAGGGAGUGGGAAAACUUAUACUAUGAAACCAUUACCUCUUAAAGCAUCCAGAGACAUCUUGAGAUUGAUGUAUCAUACUUACCGGAACCAAGGUUUUCAGUUGUUUGUCAGCUUCUUUGAGAUAUAUGGAGGAAAACUGUUUGAUCUCCUUAAUGAUCGGAAGAAACUUUGCAUGAGAGAGGAUGGUAAACAGCAAGUUUGCAUUGUGGGUUUGCAAGAGUAUAGAGUAUCAGAUGUAGAGACGAUUAAGGAUCUCAUUGAAAAAGGAAAUGCCACUAGAAGUACUGGCACAACUGGAGCAAAUGAAGAAUCCUCUCGUUCACAUGCUAUACUUCAGCUUGCUAUUAAGAGGUCAGCUGAUGGCAGUGAAUCAAAGCCAGCCCGUGUCAUUGGAAAACUCUCAUUUAUAGAUCUUGCUGGAAGUGAACGUGGUGCAGAUACUACAGAUAAUGAUAGGCAGACAAGAAUGGAAGGUGCUGAGAUCAAUAAAAGUUUGCUUGCGCUAAAGGAAUGCAUAAGAGCUCUUGACAAUGACCAGGGUCAUAUUCCUUUCAGAGGCAGUAAAUUAACUGAAGUUUUAAGAGAUUCAUUUGUUGGUGACUCACGAACUGUUAUGAUAUCAUGCAUUUCACCGAAUUCAGGCUCAUGUGAGCAUACUCUCAAUACCUUAAGAUAUGCUGACAGGGUGAAGAGUCUCUCAAAAGGAAACAACUCAAAGAAAGAUGUUCUAUCAUCAACCUUAAACCUAAAGGAAUCAACAGUAUUACCACUAUCUUCAGUUUUACCAGCUGGAUCAACAUAUGAAGAUGAUGCAAACAAUAUGUGGGCUGAACAAACUGAAAGAGAUGAUUUUGAUAUGUCCGAAGAGUUGUAUGAGCAAAUGAAGCCACUAAGGAAGAACAACGAAAAGCUGGAAUUACACAAGCUGUCUACUUAUGAGGAUAAGUUCAAGAAAGUCAAUGAUCAGACAAACUGGAAGGAAUUGCCUAAUUUUAAUACCAAGAACCCACAGUUAGAUGAUGAUUUGAAUGCCCUGUUAAAGGAGGAGGAAGAUCUUGUAAAUGCUCAUCGGAAACAGGUGGAGGAAACAAUGAAUCUCGUGAGAGAGGAGAUGAAUUUGUUGGUUGAAGCCGACCAACCAGGGAAUCAACUGGAUAAUUAUAUUUCUAGAUUGAAUGCCAUUCUAUCCCAUAAAGCUGCAGGCAUCCUGCACCUUCAGACACGCUUGGCUCAUUUUCAGAAGCGCCUGAAGGAACAUAAUGUUUUAGUGUCUUCUUCGGGUUAUUGAUAUCAUAUGGUUGAUACUGACAAGUUUCAGAUAUGAAGAUACUUCUUUGAGUUUAUUGACAAAGAAGAUCAUGCCGAUGAGGGUUGUCCAUGGGUAUCAUGAUUCUAGUGUGAUCAUUUGUCAUCUGGUAAAAUUUUGGUACACAACAGGCCAAUUUGCAGGAUGAUUCAAUAACCAUUCUGUAUUUGGUAAUCCCUACUGGCUUUUUAGAUUGCAGUUUCCUUCUCAGGUUAAGACCCUGUGUCCAUUUCCUGGCAUGUUAUUAUUUUUCACUGAUUCUUUAUUUUCUGUGGCGAGUUACAGAAAACUAUUGGAUUUGCAUGCUAAUUGGCAUGCUUUUGUAAAGCUUUGCAGCACAUUAAUUUGAUUGAUAAAGCAAUUUGCUCU